This is a messenger RNA of Trypanosoma rangeli, 831 nucleotides long. Its product is annotated as nitrilase. Bases 1 to 831 code for a protein of 276 amino acids. Gene Ontology annotation, cellular component: mitochondrion. The transcript has a single exon. Gene Ontology annotation, molecular function: omega-amidase activity. Gene Ontology annotation, biological process: oxaloacetate metabolic process; L-glutamine metabolic process. Lineage: Eukaryota; Euglenozoa; Kinetoplastea; Trypanosomatida; Trypanosomatidae. The record is from RefSeq and is a predicted model, not a curated record.
AUGUCAACGAUGCGGGUUACGCUUUGCCAGAUGGCUGUCGGGAAGUCGAAGGCGGCUAAUCUGGCGAAAGCUGUAGGAAUGAUAACCUCAGCAGCGAAAAGGGGUGCAAACCUUGCUGUUCUUCCAGAAUGCUUCAUGUGCCCUUAUGGUACCAAGUAUUUUGAAGAAUACUCUGAGGAAGUGGGGCCGGGUUUUCCCACGUACGACGCAAUUUCCAAGGUUGCCAAAGAAAACAAUAUCUGGGUGAUAGCUGGCAGUAUACCCGAGCGCUCAGAUGAAAAGAUAUACAAUUCUUGCAUGGUUUUUGAUUCAACUGGGAAGUUAAAGCAUGUACAUAGAAAAAUACAUUUGUUUCGAAUUCGUACGGACACAGUCCGAAUGGACGAAGGAGAAGUGCUUUCUGCAGGAAAUACGGUUUCUUCCGUUUCCAUGAAUGACAAAAUAAAAUUUGGUGUGGGUAUCUGCUUUGAUGUAAGAUAUCCUCUACUUGCAUGUAAGUACGCUCAUGAUGGAACUUCGCUUUUGGUUUAUCCAGGUGCGUUCAACAUGGUUACAGGUCCAUUGCACUGGGAACUGUUGGCCAGAGCACGUGCUGUGGAUAAUCAACAGUUUGUUAUCCUGUGUUCACCCGCGCGUGACUUGGAUGCAGAUUAUGUUGCAUGGGGUCAUUCGAUGGUUGUGGAUCCUAUGGGAAAGGUGAUUGCUGACGCAAACGAAUGUGAAGGCUACGUUGAUGCUGAGCUGGAUCUUGAUUUAAUUCAAUCAACAAGAGAAACGAUUCCCAUUAUCCAUGGAACACGACAUGAUAUGGUAAAGUUGUUUUGGAAAUAA